UCUCACACGAGGGAUGUUAACAAGCAUUAUUUUACUCUCGUCGUAGAACUUUUGUAAAAGACGAAAGUGUCGAACGAUCAAAAUCAUUAGGAAAGACUGAUAUUGUCGGUGUCGAAAAACGGCCGCGUAUAUAGCAAGUUAGCAUAAUGGCAUUGAACCCUCAGUAUGAAGUUAUCGGAAAGGGUUUCGUGCAGCAGUAUUAUGCACUGUUUGACGAUCCUGCACAGAGACCAAGUUUAAUAAAUAUGUAUAAUACCGAGUCGUCUUUCAUGACGUUUGAAGGUUUGCAAAUACAGGGUGCUAUUAAAAUCAUGGAAAAAUUAACUAGUUUAUCAUUUCAAAAAAUUAAUCGGAUAAUUACUGCCAUUGAUUCGCAACCAAUGUUUGAUGGUGGUGUACUCAUUAAUGUUUUAGGAAGGUUGCAGGCAGAUGAAGAUCCACCACAUGCCUUCUCACAGGUUUUUGUGCUGAAGCCACUGGGGAAUUCAUUCUUCUGUCAACACGACAUCUUCCGCCUUGGCAUUCAUGAUACCGCAUGAAGAAAAGUGUGCGCAGGUUCAUAAUUAAUGGCAGACAGUCAUCUGAGCCAUGGAAUCUCCAGAGAUUGGAAUAAGUGAGCUACUCUAUCAUUAAAAUCUUUUGUCAUCACGUAUUAUCCCAUUCUUUCUAGAUACUACAGUUUUUAUAUGAAGAAUAUUCGCUUAUAUCCUUGGCCACAAAAAGGAAAAAUAUUAAAAAUAGACACAGUUUAACAAUUCUCUCGCUUUUCUGAGUUUCUUAAUUCUUAAAUAUGUCUAUUGUUGAUAACACUGUUACAAUAUUGACAUCACAAUACAAUAGAAUGUAACAUUAUAUAAUGUUUGAUUUUAAUGGUCGAUUAUUACGCUUGAAAUUGUACUGUUACA
Molecule: messenger RNA, 905 nt
Organism: Dufourea novaeangliae
Lineage: Eukaryota; Metazoa; Arthropoda; Insecta; Hymenoptera; Halictidae
Gene: Ntf-2
Product: probable nuclear transport factor 2
Exons: 4
Coding region: 147-539 (130 amino acids)
Biological process (GO): protein import into nucleus
Cellular component (GO): nuclear pore central transport channel
Source: RefSeq, a predicted model, not a curated record